AUGGAUUUAUCUAAAGAAAGUCUCCCAUCUAACGCAUCAGACAACAGCGCCGAGGUGCAACAAUUCCGUGGAACGGAAGUAGAGCUGCAAAGUCUCAAACGUACAGAGACACUUCUUCUGCGCGUGCAAAGCAAGUUGUCUUUCUUCAAUGAGCAAUUGCGGGAGGGCAGAAAAGGCAUCUACCUUGAAACACUUCGCAUCUACCUCAUCAUGGCUGUUUUUGUGUUGGCAGUGUUUUCCAUCUACUGGGGUUCAUAUUUCGACAGAAGUCUGCGUUACAAGAAUCUUCGAAUGCUUGUGGUCAUCGAGGAUGAUCAGAUCGUCGAUGGCAUGGAGCCAUUUAUUGGAAACUCGGUGCGCCAAAUUUUGAACACGUCUCAGGCUCAUUUCUUGGGUGACUGGAAAAUAUACAACUCCUCUGAAUUUUCUGCUUUGGCCGCAAAGGAUGGCCUCAGUAUCUUUGACGAGGUAAAGAAACAGGUCCACCAUCAACACUACUGGUCUUCCAUUUAUGUCAAGCCCAAUGCUACCGCUAACUUACUCAAUGCUAUAGAGGCGGGAAACACAGCUUACAAUGUCUCUUACAACUCUGUUGUAUCCUAUUACGAAACCGGAAGAGACUAUUUGGCCAUGAACUCAUAUGUCACUCCAAACGUGGCAAGAAUCAACGACAUGUUUCUUCGCAUGCAGGGAUCUAUCAUAGACAACAUGAUGACCGGAAAGAACACCUCGGAUAUUUUCGCCGAUAUUAACGCUGUUAAAGUGGCAGCUUCGUCGCUAGAAUUCUUCAAGAUUGACGGUAUUCCCUUCACCGAUGCAGUGAUCACUGCUCCAGCACAGGUGGGUCUCAUUUACAUGGUCAUUCUUACAUUUUUCUCUUUCAACUUCUUCUCCACUGUCUAUCCAAAAGUUGCUAAGAUGAACGUAAAGCCAGUGCAGUUUUUGCUCUAUCGUGUUGGCUCUACAAUUAUCAGUUUCCUUGUUUUGAGUUUCUUCUUUUCCAUGGUCUCACUUGCGUUUCAGGUCGACUUCACCAAGGCUUUUGGCAAAGGUGGCUGGCCAGUAUACUGGGCCACCAACUUCUUGACCAUGUGGGCUGUGGGCGGUAUCAACGAGGUAGCUGGAAUGUUGAUCAUUAUGGUCUAUCCACCCAUGAUUGGUUUCUGGUUGUUGUUUUGGGUUGUCGCAAACAUUUCCGCUACCUUCUCUCCAAUUGCGCUUACCCCUGCCUUCUACCGUUACUCGUACGCAAUGCCUAUUCAUGCCUCAUACGAGAUUACCAAAGUCAUCAUUUUCGACACUUACAAGGGCGCCUUGGGACGUAACUACGGAAUUCUUGUAGCCUGGGUAUGUAUUGCAACUGUGCUGUUGACUGUGACAUCGGUGUUCUUCGGAAAGAAAAUGGCUGCCCGCGCUAUAGCAGAGAAACAACGCCAAGAAGAGGAGUUCCUCGAGAAAUUCCGCCAUGAAGAUGGCGAGGCCAUCAAUUUGGAGCCAUGA
This is a messenger RNA of Australozyma saopauloensis, 1500 nucleotides long. Its product is annotated as SNG1 family protein. Lineage: Eukaryota; Fungi; Ascomycota; Pichiomycetes; Serinales; Metschnikowiaceae. The coding region runs from base 1 to 1500 and encodes 499 amino acids. Gene Ontology annotation, cellular component: membrane. The record is from RefSeq and is a predicted model, not a curated record. The transcript has a single exon.